AUGGAUCUACUGGGGCUGAGGAAGCGGUUUGGAAGUGUAAUGGCAGUCGAUGACUGCAAGAACAGGUUGAUACAAGACCUAUUCUUCGCGGUCGAGACGCUUCACUCUGCUCUGCUCAACGAAUGCACCAAACAGGAGAAUGAGAGGUCCCGUUUCAUCCAAGAACUUGCUCAAUACAAGACGGAGGUUGCAGAUCUGAGACAUGAUCAGGCAAAGCUAAGCUUCGUGUCUAUCCUCGUCGACGGGGACUGUAUGAACUUCAACGACGCCCUCAUUCAAGAAGGCCACAACGGCGGCCGCAGAGCCGCACGACUUUUGCUCCAGUCCGUUGAGCGCUACGUCCGGGACACCGACCCCCAAGCCAGUCCCAACCUGCAGUACAGAGUUUGUAUCUAUGCCAACCUGCCCGGUCUCGAGAAGGCCUACCGGGAAGCCAAAGUGCUGUCCUCGACGGAGACCCUCGACCCGUUCGUCCGGGGCUUCAACAUGGAAGACAGCCAGUGUGAUUUCAUCGACGCAGGAAACGGCAAAGAAUGCUCCGAUGUCAAGAUCCGAGCAACCUUCGAGCGCGACAUCCUCGACAUCCACUGCCGCCAUAUCAUCUUCUGCGCCGCCACGGACAACGGCUACGCCCGGCUCCUCGGCUCCCAUAGGGGGAGCAACCGCAUCACCCUGGUCGAGGGGGCGCCAUUCGCAUGGGAGAUCGAACAGCUAGCCACUGAAUUUCGGACAACCGCGUUCCCAGCGGUAUUCCGGGCUGCAAAGCUCCCCGCUCGCGCAUCCUCGUUCAGCGCCGCUGCAACCGCUUCAGCCAACGUUGCCGCUGCUCCACCAACCGCCGGCGGCGCACUAUCCUCGUCUCCUCCCUGGCAGGACUAUGCUACCAUCGCGAAGGCUAACCUCCAAAUAACCCCUUCGUCCACCCCCUCCUCGUCCUCCUCUUCAGCCACCACACCCACCUCCUCAACACCAAGCCCAUCAUCACCCUCAUCAUCAACCUCACCAUCAUCCCCGAUAGUCUUCGACAUCUCCCCCUCCGUCAAUUCAACGCCCCCACUCCCCAAAGUCCACUACAACGCCCAAGAUCAACGCAUCGAUCCCCCGCUCCGCCGCGCGAGCAGCAAAGAGAACUACGAGCGCCUCCGCGCGGCCAAGCUCUGCAACCGGUACCACCUGCAGGACGACUGCAGCUACGGCGACAGCUGCACGCACGCGCACGGACGGCGGCUCACCAGCGCGCAGGAUCUCCACGACCUGCGGUGCAUCUCGCGAACGAGCGUGUGCGGCGAGGGGCUGUGGUGCACGAACCGGAAGUGCGUGUGCGGGCACCAGUGUCCGCGGGAGUCGUGGCGGGAUCAUGAGCUGACGGGGUGUCGGUUCCCGGAGGAGAUGCAUGGGGUUGAUCGGGUGGUUGUGCGGGUUGAAUAG
Messenger RNA from Aspergillus fijiensis CBS 313.89, 1428 nucleotides. RefSeq lists its product as uncharacterized. The coding region runs from base 1 to 1428 and encodes 475 amino acids. The transcript is spliced from 5 exons. NCBI's taxonomy places the organism in Eukaryota, Fungi, Ascomycota, Eurotiomycetes, Eurotiales, Aspergillaceae. Gene Ontology annotation, molecular function: metal ion binding. The record is from RefSeq and is a predicted model, not a curated record.